Molecule: messenger RNA, 5325 nt
Organism: Diachasmimorpha longicaudata
Lineage: Eukaryota; Metazoa; Arthropoda; Insecta; Hymenoptera; Braconidae
Exons: 2
Coding region: 1095-2609 (504 amino acids)
Biological process (GO): phosphatidylinositol phosphate biosynthetic process; intracellular signal transduction
Cellular component (GO): phosphatidylinositol 3-kinase complex
Molecular function (GO): 1-phosphatidylinositol-3-kinase regulator activity
Source: RefSeq, a predicted model, not a curated record
CGUUUUGUGAAAUUGUGGUAAGACCGGUAACCAGAGAUGUUUGUUUUGAAUUGGUCAUUCGAAGUGAUGAAAGUGCUAGCAUUUGUGAUUGUGUCGUUAACAAAGGCAGUCGUCUCGUUGUUUGUGGAAUGAUAACCUCUGCUAAAUGAAAACACUCUACAGAUCUUUCAACGCAAAUCGCUGAUACAUGAUUCAUUCUCAUCAUUUAGAGUUGAAAAUCUAAAAGGUAGUUAUCCAAUAUCCAAAGUAAUACGGGUUGCUAAUCGACCAUAACGGAUUUCAUGCAGAUAAUCGAUUAUAUCAUAGUCACAAUCGAUCAUUUGGCUAUUGAUAAUCGAUUACCGGCAACAACACCGCGGCCGCGGUGGCGCUAGUCUAAUAAAAGUAUCGUGAUGAUCAUCAGUGUAGUGAUGCUGUGGCGUGGGUGACCAAAUGACGAUUUGGCGGUGCAACACAAUGCCUGAGAAACCGUUGAUGAUUAAGUAUUUUCAUCUCGAAUCGUUGAUGAAUAGUUCAUUGCUCAUGGUUUAGAGUGCAAAAUGUAGACUUUAUUUGUGUAAUAAAAGUGUUGUGAUGAACAUCAGUGUGGUGAAGCUGUGGCGUGGUUAACAAAAUGGCGAUUUGCCGGCGGAAUACGGGGCAUGAGAAGCCAUUGAUGAUCAAGUAUUUUCAUCCCGAACUGUUAAUAAAUAAUUAAUUUCUCAUCGAGUUCAGAAUCUUGAAAGGAGUUGAAUAAAUAAAAAUAUCGGGAUGAACAUGAGUGUGGUGAAGCGGUGGCGUGGGUGACAAAAUGGCGGUUUGCCGGUGGAACACGAUGCCUGAGAAGCCGUUGAUGAUCAAGUAUUUUUAUCCCAAAUCGUUGAUAAAUGAUUAAUUUCUCAUCAUUUAGAGUGCAAAAUGUAGACUAUAAUAGUGUGAUAAAAGUGUAGUGAUGAACAUCAGUGUAGUGAACUUGUGGCGUGAGUGACAAAAUGGCGAUUUGGUGGAAUCGGAUGCCUGAGAUGCCGUUGCUGAUCAAGUACUUUCAUCCCUCGGGAUGAAAGUGUUUGCAACAAUGCUUCCCCCCCUGUUAUGCAGAUUAACUCAACUGAAAAAUGCUGACAGCAAUGUGUCCAAAUUGCCGACACCGCUUCCCAGCACCAGGGUGCUGCAAUCCCUGUCCUCAGGAGUCAGCUCUCCCCCCUGGGGAUUGUAACAGUUACUAUGGAAGUCUCCUAGUGCCACGAGAUUACACAGGUGGAGGUUGUUUCAUAAAUGCUCCUACAAUAAUUCAGGGUCCAGCGAUAAUUCAAUCAUCUUCUGAAGCCCGUAAACUGGAUACUCCGAGUAUCUUCAAUCACCACCGUGACAACUCGACUCAUAGAGCAUCCCGAUGUCAUACAUCUCCAGACGUUCAAAUAAAUACAACAUGCGACCUGACAGGAGGAACAGUGAUGAUAACGACACCCAGCAUUCAGUCAGGAGGAUGUCUGAUCGAAUCAACGGACUCUGGGUACCUGGUGCAAUCACCGACGAUAGAAAUUCGACCGAAAUUAUCCGGUGGUGGGUGUUUAGUCCAGAAGAGGCUCUCCACAGACUUCACUGACACUCUGGGGGAUCUUAACUAUUUCGAAGCGCCUCUCACCUUCGACAAGAUGGAGGAAAUUAUUAUGAAAACACCUCCCAGUGGUUGCCAGGAGCUACCAGGUGCCAGGAUCAAUGAGGGAUCGUGCUGCUGUGGAACAUCAAACUCCUGCAAAAAGUCUUCUACCUCGUUUGGAACUACCUGUAUACCUAUGGACUCAUCAAAGGGCCCAGAAAGCUCUGGUGUUCAGAUUCAGGUGAAUGCCACUGUACAAUUGCCAUCUAAUGGUGGACAAUGUACUUUCAACAUCACAGCAACUGCUGAGAGCUCUGGGUCCAGGAUAUCUGGGAGUCCAACUAGCGUUCGAGUUAGGAAUAAUUUCAAUGGUGGUAGACUGAUGAAUCAAGGUGGAAUCAGCGGUGAUGAGAGUUCAGUACCUGUGGAGACUGAGAAAAGGGACGAUGCACCCACGACACCGCUGUCCUGGUUAACACCGUGUCCGUGGGGUUUCGAUAAUGUUGUGGCUGAGAAGGAUGUGGCAAGGCUACACGAGAUCAAGAGGAUUUUACGCACAAGUGGAUGGUACCAUGAAGGCUUGAGUUGGCAGCAGAGUGAACAAAUCCUGAAAAAUGCUGAGGUGGGGAGGUGGCUUUUGAGGGACAGCUCUGACAGUAGGUAUGCUUUUGCUGUAUCCGUGCAGACCACAAGGGGACCAACUUCAGUGAGAAUUCUUCAUUCUUUUGGAAGAUUUAGACUCGAUGCUGAACCCACUAUUGCUCAUGCCAUGCCUACUUUUGAUUGCCCUAUCAAGAUGCUAGAGUACUACGUACAGUACUCGAAAAAGAUUGAGGAGAAUCAGAGGCAUGUGUGGGUGGAUUACAGUGGACUUUUAUUCAGCCAUAUUUAUCUGACAGGGCCGGUCGUCAAGGAGGUGAGAUCGCUCAGUCAUAUGGCGAGAAUUGCGAUUGAUAGGCGGCUGUUGGAGGGAAGGAACCUUCCUGCUCCGAUUAGGAAUUAUAUCAAUGAAUAUCCAUACUCGUUUUGAGAGGGUGGGGAAAAGGGGGGCUUGGUAGAAAAGGGCAAGUUGGGGAGAAGUCUAUUUUUUAGGAGUGUUUGUAGGGUUAGAGGAGAUGGAGAAUUUUUGUGGAAGCGUGAAAUAAGAGAGAGAGAGUGCUGUCGAGAAUUUUAUGACUUCAAUUAAUUCUCAACUAUUUACGAGGGAGUAAAUUAAGCCAAGUUAAACGAAAUGAAGUGCAUGGCAAAGUCUUAGAAAAAGAUUUUUGAGAUUUUAAUGUUUCAGUCGAUUUGGAGAUAAGUAGAAAAAUUAUUUCUAAUUGAGUUAAAUUCAACGAGUCAAAUAACGAAAUUUUUAGGAUAUAUUCUGUAAAGAUAAAGAAAAAAGGAACGCUUUAUUACCUAAAAAUUUCACUGCUACUUGUUAAUCCAAACAUAUGUAGCCAAAUUCCAUGUUUACUUAUUUUGUUUUACUCAACGUAAUCAUUCCUUUUCUUUACUGAAAACCCCAACGUCGAUCGGAAAUAGAGAAAUUUUAAUGACUCCGCUCAUUGCAGCACUCUUUUCUCUGCAAAAAUUUUAAUAUCCCCUUUAGUUAUGCAAUAAACAUUAAAAUUUACUACUGCAUAAGAACAUGAGAUUUAAUCCUAGAAAUUUUGAUUUAUGCUUCUGGUUUCUAUUCAUUCACGAAAAUGUUUCUGAUUUUAUUUUACGUUUGUGUAAUCGUACGGAGACGAGACACAAGGUCGCAGUUGAAUGUGUAGAUUGGGAUUAAAUUCAAAAUUAUUUGGGAACAGAUUAUUUAAAAUGAAGGAUGUGUAUGUACGUCUUGUAUUUAUACUGGGGAUUAACGAAUUGAAUUAAGUGAACCAAAGAGAAUGGAGAAUGAAUAACGAGUAUGCCCUGACUUGCGACUUAGUAUUACAAAUUUGUAAAUUGAAUAUUAGCGUCUUAUUUAUCCAGCUUAGAUGUUUCGAAUCUAUUUAAGUCAAUAAAGCAUAAUAUUUCAGUUUUAGGGAAUUGACGGAUUGGACAAUUUUGAGGACUAACGGUGUUUUAAUCGACUAGUCUAGCAUUGGUUUUGACAGAAUCUGGAUAAUUAUUAUUUUAAUUUGAACGAUUUGUUGUUUCUGGGUACCUUAUACAUACCCUGAUGAACUAUCGUCAUGGGAGUUUUCAUGAGCAUUCUGAAGUUCUGAAUUUUAGUUUUGUUUAUUGAUUGUCCGUCGAUUUUUUAUUCACGGUAAUUUGUUUAGUCAUUUGUGUUGAUGCGAAAAACGGAAUUUUAUGCUAAUAGCGAAGUGAUGGGGGAAAAUGACAAAGUUUUAAUUUUUAAAACAUAAGUCAAAUAUAAAAGUCUAAGGAAUAAUAUUCAGUGAUUUUUGUGAAGAAUUUAAUGAACUGUGAAAAUGGAUGCUUGAUAUUUCCAUCUUCACACCAUAAUUAUCAACAUAUUUGCAAAUUCGUAAAUAUGAUGUUAUCAAUAUUCUAAAAAAUAAUUUUGCGAACAUUCUUGUCUCAAUUCAAUGGUUUCCGCAAUAUUCAAAAUAUCUAUUGAGAAGCCAGUUAGAGCGGAGACUUCUUCAGGUGCGUUUUUGCUAAAUUGAGUUUCUCAGAAAAAAUUCUCCCAAUAUUAUUCGGUAAAAGUUAAUUAUCAUCAAAUAAUACAUUAUGGAACAUGUAACGUAAAGGUUUUCUGAUGACCGUGAGGGUUGGAAAACGCAAGUGAGUUUUACAGUCACAAGAGUUAGAAAAUCUAUACCACAUGUGCUAGCGCGCGUUAUUUAUCAUUUACUGCACCAAGAGAUAUCAAGAGUAUUUACAGAAUACUCUACAAGAUUUCUCUCUAUAUUUUUAUAAAACAAGAAUGAAUAAAUAACUAAAUACAGAUACCCUCCAUCACUUUGCAAUACAAAAUUGAUAUCUCCUCGAAACCGGAAGUAUAAGGAUUAAGUUUCGUCGACAGAUAUCUACAAGAGAAAAAAAUCGUAAACCUGUUUUUAAAAAUGAGCGCGUGCCUGAGAUUACCGUCGGGACAUAUGUCCUCACAUUGCAGAUAUUAAAGCUGUUAUAACAACGAGCUCUGACGAAUAAGUAAACAAUUAAUGCAAUCUUCGGCCACCCACGAGGCAAUCCGCAUUGCAAUGCAAAGUCUAUCAAACUUAUCAUUUAUAAAUUAUAAAAAUUAUAUAUUUUCUCCUCGAAAUGAAAACCCAUGUGUGCGUGUAUCUGGCUGCGUGUGAGUGUGUAGACUUGUGAAUUUUUUCUCGAUGCAUGUGAGUCGAAUAACUUUAACAAACAAGUUGCAGAUAUCUCUAUAUUAGAGACCUCGUAUUAAUGUAUAAAAAAAAAUUCCUAUUUUUAAUUUAACGACUACAGCUGGAAAUAAUAGAUAAAUGGGUGGCUCACCACGAUUGGGGAGGGAAAGGAGGCUCGAUUGUUGGAAGAGCCUUGAACUGAGACUUACUGAUAGCCCAUAAACUGCCAUUACAAUUUAACGAAUAACAAUUUUAAUAAUUUAAUAACUGAAUGCAAUUUUCUGAAAUAAAAUCAAUGAAAUUUUAAUUGAAAGAAUAAAUUGUUUAGUUAUUCGUUUUAAUCGCCGAGACAUGCUCUCAUUUUAAUUAAUUAACGAUGUGAAUUAUUUUCAACUGCAAAGGGAAACAUGUAUUUUCUAUAUUACAAAACGAUAAUGUAUAGAAUGAACAAGUUAAAUUAUUAAAAAACUUAUUUAUUAAAAAAAUUAA